Molecule: messenger RNA, 1383 nt
Organism: Anthostomella pinea
Lineage: Eukaryota; Fungi; Ascomycota; Sordariomycetes; Xylariales; Xylariaceae
Source: the annotation of a GenBank genome assembly
AUGUCUUCUACGCUGCUGCCCUUCCUCUACCAGACGAGAACCAUCCUGCGAGUGUCUCCUCGAGCCCCUACCAGCCUUGCGCGCUCACUGCAUGCGACGUGCAGGUUAAGAGCAGGGAAUGACAUACCCUUCGCCACCGACGUGCCCGGGGAGGACAUACCCAUCGAGGGCGAGGAAACCACUCCCUCAGAGACCACUGGGACCACUGGCCGGGGGACCAUUACCCCGUCGGAGCGACAGGUCUUUGCGCGCAUCUUCGCUGACAUCAAGGCCCGCGGCCUCAAGCCAACCCUGCAGGAGGGCGUCGCCGAGCCGUCACCUGUCGCUGCGCGAUCAGCCAUGCUCAUCAUGCAGCAGGCAGCCCACGACGCCGGCCAAUCCCGCCCUGCCACCGUCACUGCCCCCGGCCUCCUCGCCGGAGCUGCCAGGGAUCGCAACAAAGCCCUCCUGCGCUUCCCCGCCGGCCUUCGAGCCGCCGCGCGCAAGGCACUCGAUACCAUCGAGCACCAGGCCCCAGCCAUGCACCCACACGAGGCUAAAACACGGGAGGAGGAUGGCUUGGCUGACGAGGGCUGGGAGGAGCCCGCCCACACCUUUGGCCGCAGUCUGGAAGUCGAGGCCAAGAGAUACCCCGAAAGAAAUCGAAUUGAGGGUUUGAUCACCGGCGCCCAGACUGACUUUGAACUGUGGGAUAUCCUGGAGAAGGAGGUCUUCAUCAUGCCGGCUAGAUUGGGUAUUGCCAAGAGCGUGUCGACUCCCGACCAGGAGCAAGCUGAGACACUCUCCAAGAGGCAGCUCAAGAAGCAAUCGAAGAAGAAGCCUAAGAAGGUCAAGGCUGCGAUACACGACGAUGCGGCUGAUGCAUCUGGAAUCGCGGAAGCCUCAGAGACGAUCGCAGAAUCGGACGACACUGAUCCCAGCAAAUUGAACUUCUACAUCCACGGUCCGCUCUAUCCCGCAUACCUUCUACUGGCUCUUCGUCGGCUCGAUACCGCAUUUCACGCCUCGUCGCCGUUUGUGUUCUCCAUCUUGCCGCGUAUCAAGGAGCUGGGCUUGGAGUCUUAUGUACUGGGCGUGUCUACGCCGUUCUACAACGAAUUGCUCGAGAUCUACUGGAAUCGCCGUGGCGACCUGUCAGGCAUGCUCGACCUGCUGGAGGAGAUGCGACAUUGCGGGCUGUAUUUCGACGCGCAGACCGCAUCCAUCUUGAACCAGGUCGACUUGAGUGUCCACGAGCUGGCCGGGGCGAAGAGCCCUAGCCAAUUUGGUAGGGCCAUCAUGGAGAUGCCCGAGUACGAGCAAGCUCAACGCGCGCGCAUACGACACUGGCAUAGAGCUGUGGACAUGUCGAUCAAGCAGAGGCAAGAUGACGUUGGAUACUAG